This is a messenger RNA of Sphaerodactylus townsendi, 3226 nucleotides long. RefSeq names its product acetylcholinesterase (Cartwright blood group) (gene ACHE). The transcript has 4 exons. The coding region runs from base 513 to 2336 and encodes 607 amino acids. The record is from RefSeq and is a predicted model, not a curated record. NCBI's taxonomy places the organism in Eukaryota, Metazoa, Chordata, Lepidosauria, Squamata, Sphaerodactylidae. Gene Ontology annotation, biological process: choline metabolic process; acetylcholine catabolic process. Gene Ontology annotation, cellular component: plasma membrane. Gene Ontology annotation, molecular function: acetylcholinesterase activity.
ACUCCGCGCACGCUCAGAGGAACAGCAGCAGGGCGGCUAGGAGGACACGGGUGGGGGAAAUGGGCCCGUUGGCCUGCCCAGGCGAGAGGGGGCUCCGCGCCGCCCCCUCCCCAGCGCAGACACUUGGGGGGAGGGGCUGGCGCCCCCGCCUCGUCAGGUCGCUUCCUUAAGCCUGCAGACGCGCGCCGGGGCUCCGCGAUUCGUGAGGCCAGGCCGGGGCUGGGGGGGGGGGGGGGCCUGCAGCCGGCAGGUGAGGAGCGGGCUACGGCGGCGGGGGAAAGGCGGCCCCGCUCCUGUUUGGGCACGCGGGCUGCCGCUGGCUGGCCACGUGCCGAGCUGGCCGGCCCGGCUCCCCCCCCCCCCCGCCCCCAGCUCCGCCGGGGAGGAGGAGGGGGCCGAGGCUCGCGAGAUCUGGCAGCGGAGAGCCUGGGCUGGCCGGAGAGGCGCUGAUCCCGCCGCCCGGAGUCCGCACACGCAGCCCUGCCGGCAGCAGCGGCGCCUCCUCCGUAGAGAUGGCCCAUAACCACCACAGCGUAAUGCCCACGGGCUGGUUCCAGGUCCUGAGUCGCCCCUUCCUCCUCCUGCUGUCCUUAGUGGUGGCUGCAUCUGCCCAGAGCGACGAGCUGACCGUGAACACUCAGACAGGGCGUGUCCGUGGCACCCGCAUGUCAGUCCUGGACGGCAACCUCUCUGCCUUCCUGGGAAUCCCCUUUGCAGAGCCCCCUGUGGGGCGCCUGCGCUUCCUGCCCCCGGAACCCAAGAGGCCGUGGAGCGGCACGCAGGACGCCUCCUCGUACCAGCACGCCUGCUACCAGUUCGUGGACAAGAUGUACCCGGGGUUCCAUGGCACUGAGAUGUGGAACCCCAAUCAGGAGAUGAGCGAGGACUGCCUGUCCCUCAACAUCUGGGUGCCCUCGCCGCGCCCCAAGAACGCCACGGUCUUGGUCUGGAUCUACGGGGGCGGCUUCUACAGCGGCUCUUCUUCGCUGGACGUCUACGACGGCCGCUUCCUGGCUUACACGGAGAAGAUCAUCUUGGCCUCCAUCAGCUACCGCGUGGGGGCCUUUGGAUUCUUGGCUCUGCCUGGCAGUCCAGAGGCCCCAGGCAACGUGGGCCUCCUAGACCAGCGCCUGGCCUUGCAAUGGAUACAGAACAAUAUCCACUACUUUGGGGGUAAUCCAAAAAUGAUCACCAUCUUUGGCGAGAGUGCGGGAGGAGCCUCUGUCGGGAUGCAUCUGCUCUCCGCCCAAAGCCGGCCCUUCUUUAAGCGCGCCAUUUUGCAAAGCGGGGCGCCCAAUGCGCCGUGGGCCACCAUCAGCCCGGCAGAGAGCCGACGCCGCGCCACCCACCUGGCCAAGCUGGUGGGCUGCCACUCGACCAACGAUUCGGAGAUGGUGGCUUGCCUGCGGGCCAAAGAGCCCCAAGAGCUGAUCGACAAGGAGUGGCUCGUCCUGCCCUACGACAGCGUCUUCCGCUUCUCGUUCGUGCCCGUCAUUGAUGGUGACUUUUUCCCUGACACACCUGAGGCCAUGCUCAGCACCAAAGACUUCAAGGAGACACAGGUGCUGGUGGGGGUGGUGAAAGACGAGGGCUCCUAUUUCCUCCUCUACGGGGCUCCCGGCUUCAGCAAGGACAACGACAGCCUCAUCAGCCGGGAGGACUUCCUGGACGGGGUGCGGAUCGGGGUGCCCCAUGCCAACGAGAUUGCUGCCGAGGCUGUGGUGCUGCAAUACACCGACUGGAAGGACGAGCACAACCGCGAGAAGAACCGGGAGGCCAUGGACGACAUCGUGGGAGACCACAACGUCAUCUGCCCCGUCAUGCACUUCGCCGCCCGCUACGCCGAGCACGGAAACAAGGUCUACGCCUACCUCUUCGACCACCGAGCCUCCAACCUCAUCUGGCCACUGUGGAUGGGCGUCCCCCACGGCUACGAGAUCGAAUUCGUCUUUGGGCUGCCCCUGAACAACAGCCUCAACUAUACCGAAGAAGAGAAAACCUUAAGUCGGCGGAUGAUGCGCUACUGGGCCAACUUUGCCCGCUCGGGGGACCCCACGGAGCCUUCCGAGAGGGGGCAGGUGUGGCCCUCCUACAGCCUGUCUGAGCAGAAGUAUGUCAAGUUGAACACGCAGCCGCUGGAGAUGGACCGCAGCCUCCGGGCCCAAAUCUGUGCCUUCUGGAACCGGUUCCUUCCCAAAUUGCUCAAUGUAACAGACAACAUCGAGGAGGCCGAGCGGCAGUGGAAGGUGGAGUUCCACCGCUGGAGCUCCUACAUGAUGCACUGGAAGCACCAGUUUGACCACUACAGCAAGCAGGACCGCUGCUCGGAGCUGUGAGAGGGGCGCGAAGGGGGGGCGCGUCCGCCCUCUUCUCCCGGCCACCAUGUCCCUCGUGGCCCCCAGCCACGGACCCAGCGAGCCACCCUGUUCCGGAGAGCCCAGCCAAGAACAAAAGUCACCCCAGCCAAGCAGAGCUCGAACCUCCCGCCAAGCGCCGCUCUCCGCACUGACGCGCCGGCUCCGUCCGCCCCCCCCCUCCCCCGACAGAAGCCAAGCAGUCUCUACCUCCUCCAGGGGGUUCGAGUCCACCCGUUGGGGGCAUUUCCACCUGUCUCCCAACUGCCAAGGCAGGGGGGUGGGGGGCAGUCCCUCUACCCGCAAAUGCAACCCCCUCCCCAAUCCCACCCGUUGUCUUCACCAGGAGGGUCCCCUGAACCAAACAUGGCCCCACUGGGCCCCUGCAGACCCUCCCCGGCCUCCACACAAGAAACCCAAAUCCCUGCUGCCAUCCGUAGAUGAUGCCUCUUUCCAGGGAGUCGUGGCAAAGAAACCGCCCUCUAUUAAUCUAUCCCCACAGCUUUAUAUCUAGAGCUAAGUUGGCUAGAGAGUAGGGCAGCGCCCCCCCCCCCCGCCAUCCCCCAGAUACUCUUCUUUGUGGUCAGACGUUGCUUCCAUGUAGCCCAUAUGCAUCACCCCCAAGUGUGUCCCCAAACUGCCCCCUUGGUUAGUUCCAGGAGCCAAGGGCCCCACAGAGCCAGCAGAAUAUACUCUUUGAGUGGUCUGUGUCGCCCAGCCCCCUCUGGCCAACCCCAGAAGGCUGCCCUCCCCCCAGCCUUAUGUCCACACAUCUGCCCCCCACCCCCACCCCACUCUGCCUGCAUGUCCACGCUUGUAGAUCUCCCAGCUCUGUGUGAACUCUUGCAUUCAAUAAAGAGAAGUUAGCCUCC